Molecule: messenger RNA, 5663 nt
Organism: Scleropages formosus (Asian bonytongue)
Lineage: Eukaryota; Metazoa; Chordata; Actinopteri; Osteoglossiformes; Osteoglossidae
Gene: ppip5k2
Product: diphosphoinositol pentakisphosphate kinase 2
Exons: 33
Coding region: 449-4912 (1487 amino acids)
Biological process (GO): inositol phosphate biosynthetic process; inositol metabolic process
Cellular component (GO): cytosol
Molecular function (GO): inositol hexakisphosphate kinase activity; 5-diphosphoinositol pentakisphosphate 1-kinase activity
Source: RefSeq, a predicted model, not a curated record
GCUACCGCUGGUAGUUUCUGUUUUGUGGUGGCAGCGCGUGGGUGAGAAGAAAGCGCGCGGUGUGCUACGCAGUUCCCGGAUGCAGAUGUCAUGAGCAGCAAGAUUUUUGAGGUAGUGCAGGGCGCUGCGGUGCAGAGUGAAUUAUAAGGAGAAGUGAGGCCAGGAGACGGCGUCAUGGCCCUGGGUGCCAGGUAGCAGGACACAUGACGUUGUGCUUGGUGCUGGGCACGCAGGCUGUUGUACAGUCUGCCUGCACGAGAAUGCACCGGGGAUAAGCCAUUUCCUCUGGGUAUCUCUUUAAUCUGCUGGAGGCAGCUGACCUGAUUGAAUUCCAGGCCUCCAGUGGGGCAAGGGCCAGCACGGUGGGGGAGGAGAGGAUUGGUGGUUGGCAGACAAGGCCUCUCUGUUGGGUGGAGGGGGCAAGACUGCCAGAGUCCCAGCAGCAGACAUGUCUGUCGGGGAGACAGACGCGGACCACCCACGAUUCUUUGUUGGGUGUGAUGACGGAGAAGGUGAUGAGCUCCUGGACCCAGGCAGGAUCGUGGGCUAUGACUGUCUCUAUGAGAAUGUGGAAGAGGAAGAGGAACAUGAUGAAGACGAGGAGUAUGACUCGCCCCCGGAGAGGCAGAUUGUUGUUGGGAUCUGUGCCAUGUCCAAGAAGUCCAAGUCAAAGCCCAUGAAAGAAAUCCUAGAGCGCCUGUGCCUCUUUAAGUAUAUCACUGUAGUGACGUUCGAGGAGGAUGUCAUCCUCAACGAGCCGGUGGAAAACUGGCCCCUGUGCGACUGUCUAAUUUCCUUCCACUCUAAAGGGUUUCCGUUAGACAAAGCAGUGGCCUAUGAAAAGCUCAGGAAUCCAUUUGUGAUCAAUGAUCUCAGUCUCCAGUACUGCAUACAAGACAGGAGAGAAGUGUAUCGAAUUCUCAAGGAGGAAGGGAUUUUGCUCCCGCGAUAUGCUGUUCUGAACAGAGACCCUGCGAGGCCAGAAGAAUGUAACCUGGUUGAGGGUGAGGACCAUGUGGAAGUAAAUGGGGAGAUCUUCCAGAAGCCGUUUGUGGAGAAGCCAGUGAGUGCAGAGGACCACAAUGUUUACAUCUACUACCCAACAUCUGCUGGAGGUGGGAGCCAGAGGCUCUUUCGCAAGAUCGGUAGCAGAAGUAGCGUUUACUCUCCGGAAAGUAAUGUCCGAAAAACUGGAUCCUACAUUUAUGAGGAAUUCAUGCCAACAGAUGGAACUGAUGUGAAGGUAUACACAGUGGGUCCAGACUAUGCCCACGCAGAGGCCCGGAAGUCCCCUGCCUUGGAUGGGAAGGUGGAGAGGGACAGCGAGGGCAAGGAGGUGCGCUACCCUGUCAUCCUUAACGCCCGGGAAAAGCUCAUUGCCUGGAAAGUGUGCCUGGCCUUUAAGCAAACUGUCUGCGGUUUUGAUUUGCUCCGAGCCAACGGUCAGUCAUACGUCUGUGAUGUGAAUGGAUUCAGCUUUGUGAAAAAUUCCAUGAAAUACUAUGAUGACUGUGCAAAAAUUCUGGGAAACAUUGUCAUGAGAGAGUUGGCUCCACAGUUCCAAAUUCCCUGGUCCAUACCUUUGGAGGCAGAGGAUAUUCCCAUUGUUCCCACAACGUCUGGUACCAUGAUGGAGCUGCGCUGUGUUAUUGCUGUGAUUCGACAUGGGGACCGGACCCCUAAACAGAAGAUGAAAAUGGAAGUUCGGCAUCAGAGGUUUUUUGACUUGUUUGAAAAAUGUGAUGGCUACAAAAGCGGAAAACUAAAACUGAAAAAGCCAAAGCAACUUCAGGAAGUUUUAGACAUUGCAAGACAACUUCUCGUAGAACUUGGACAAAACAAUGACUCAGAAAUUGAGGAAAGUAAAGCAAAACUUGAGCAACUCAAAACAGUCCUGGAAAUGUACGGCCACUUCUCCGGUAUUAAUCGCAAGGUGCAGCUAACAUACCUUCCUCAUGGGUGUCCAAAAACAUCGAGUGAGGAGGAUGAUGUCCGACGUGAUGACCCCUCCCUUCUCUUGGUGCUGAAAUGGGGUGGGGAGCUGACCCCUGCAGGCAGGGUACAGGCUGAGGAGCUUGGCCGAGCCUUCCGCUGCAUGUACCCAGGAGGACAAGGUGACUAUGCGGGGUUCCCUGGGUGUGGCUUGCUUCGGCUUCACAGCACCUACCGUCAUGACCUGAAGAUCUAUGCAUCUGAUGAAGGCAGGGUCCAGAUGACAGCUGCAGCCUUUGCCAAGGGUCUGCUAGCACUGGAAGGGGAGCUGACACCCAUCCUGGUCCAGAUGGUGAAAAGCGCCAAUAUGAAUGGGCUUCUAGACAGUGACAGCGACUCCCUUAACAGUUGUCAGCAACGUGUCAAGGCGCGUCUGCAUGAGAUCCUGCAGAAGGACCGUGACUUCACGGCUGAAGACUAUGAGAAGCUUGCGCCAACAUCCAGUACAUCCCUGGUCAAAUCAAUGCAAAUGAUCAAGAAUCCAGUGAAGACAUGUGACAAAGUGUACUCUCUUAUCCAAAGCCUAACGUUACAGAUCCGGCAAAGGAUGGAGGAUCCCAAGUCAGCUGAUAUACAGCUGUAUCACAGUGAAACGCUGGAGCUAAUGCUCCGUCGCUGGGCCAAACUGGAAAAGGAUUUUAAAAUGAAGAACGGUAGAUACAAUAUUAGCAAGAUUCCAGACAUUUAUGACUGUAUUAAAUACGAUGUACAGCACAAUAGCUCCUUGAAGCUAGAUAACACAAUGGAGAUCUACAGACUUUCUAAAGCACUUGCCGACAUAGUCAUUCCUCAGGAAUAUGGUAUAUCCCAGCUGGAGAAACUUGACAUUGCCAAGGGAUACUGCACACCUCUUAUCCGAAAGAUACGGUCUGAUCUCCAGAGGACGCAAGAUGAUGAUACUGUCAACAAACUUCACCCUGUGUAUUCAAGAGGGGUAAUGUCACCAGAACGUCACGUCAGAACCAGACUGUACUUUACUAGUGAAAGUCACGUACACUCUCUGCUCUCCAUUCUACGAUAUGGAGCACUUUGUGACGAAACCAAAGAUGAGCAGUGGAAGAGAGCUAUGGACUACCUCAAAGUUGUCAGUGAGCUCAACUACAUGACUCAGAUUGUGAUCAUGCUGUAUGAGGACCCAAACAAGGACCCAUCGUCAGAAGACCGCUUCCAUGUUGAGCUGCACUUCAGUCCUGGGGCAAAAGGCUGUGAGGAUGAAAAAAAUCUUCCAUCAGGAUUUGGCUACAGACCUGCAUCUCGAGAGAAUGAGGGCUCAAAAAAGAAGGCCCAGAACGACAGCGACGAGGAAUCUGGCAGUGUCAAACGCGAUGAGCCUGACAGAGCGCUUAUGAUGUUUAGACCCCUGGUUUCUGACCCCAUCUACAUCCACAGGAAAUCCCCCCUGCCUCGCUCCAAAAAAAUCGGCUCUGUAGAGUCCCCGUUGCAGCCAGAGUUUAACAACAAGGCACCAGCUGGCAAAGAAGAGAGCCCCCUGAGUGUGUCUAGCCCUGACUCUAUUGGUACCUGGAUUCAUUACACCUGUGGUGUUGGUACUGGGCGUCGAAGACGCAGAUCAGGGGACCAAAAAACUUCCUCCCCCGUCUCCCCCAAAUCACUGGCUUUCACAUCCAGUAUUUUUGGCUCAUGGCAACAGGUUUUGUCCGAGAACAACAGUCACGCAAGAACUGGAAGGCUGCACUCUGAACACAAGUUCACCAGUGGAAUAGGGUCUCACUGUGCUGGGCUGUUCAGCACCAUGGUGCUCGGGGGCUCCUCCAGUGCACCUAACCUACAAGAUUAUGCUCGUGCACACCGUAAAAAGCUGACUUCCUCUGGCUUCUUAGAUGAGACCACGCGUGGUUCUGCUGUAAAAAGAUUUUCUAUCUCAUUUGCUCGGCACCCAACCAAUGUGUUUCCCAGUAUGUUCUGUGGUUUUGAGUUGUACUCCAUGGUUCCAUCAAUUUGCCCUCUUGAGACUUUGCACAACUCGCUUUCGCUGAAGCAAGUAGAUGAGUUCCUGGCUUCUAUUGCUACAUCUCAUGACUCCAUCUUUGAGACACCCACCUCUUCCCCAGCCUCCUCAUUAAGUUACAGUGCUGUUCCAAUAAAGAAAGCACCUUUGAACACGUACACCCCAGCUAAGGUUCUGCCUUGUCCUUUUACUCAUUCUUCAAGUAAGAAGACUUUAGAAAAAGCUGCAACUGUCAGCAGUGAAUCUCCUACCAGAGAACAUAUGGUUGAUUGCACAGACGAGUUGCUCCAUGGCUCCACAGGAAACAAAGUUUUACAGCAGCAUACCUUGAAAGACUCUGGAAAACAGCAAAACACCAGCAAAGAGCCAAAAAUCCCUUUUGAUCCUGCUGUGUCCCUAAACCUUUCAGCUGAUAUCACCUGUGGUGAUGAGAUGCAGCUGAAGACUACAACCCGUGAUGACUCCAAAACUAAGGAGCCCACAGAGGCCACUGCCCUUAAUAAUCCCGGUAGUAAAGUGUCUUUGCAAUCCACAUCCAAUAAAAAAAUUGAUAAGGUAGGUAGUAAGGGAGAUAUGCAAGCUUCCAUGCAUGAAAUUCCUGAGAGUAAAUUGCUGUUAGAAGCUUCAGCCCAUGCUUCCCUCAGUUGCAAGGUUUCAGUACAAGAUGUAUGUUACAGUAGCACUAGUGAUAAAUCCAAAGCCAAAACUAUCGGUGAAGUAGACCAGCAGCUGUUACAGCAGGACACUCCUGGUAACACACAAUCCAUACCAGAUAUGGCCCCCAGUACUGCUGUUGCUGAAGUGCCACUGCAGACUUCGUCAAAGGAUAUCAUGAAUGAUUUAGCACCCCAGGACACUACUUCUGUUGCUUCUCCUGAUGGGACACCCUCGCUUGCCACUAGCCAGAUACGGGGCAUCAUCCAAAAGCCAGCAAAGGCAAACAUGGAAUAGUUGUGCUGAUUAUGGCUGAAAAUGAAAAUGUGUGCAAAAAGCAACGGAAUGUAUUCGUGGUUUCAAAACACCUUCUGUGAGUCCCCCCCCCCCUUUCUAUGUGAACAAAGCAGAAGCAAAGUGAAAUGCUGUGUGACAGGAAGGUUUUGUAAAGCCUGAGACCUAUAGACAACAUUUCAGCGUUUAGCACUGAAACUAGAUGGCCAUUUUUCCACUUACACAUUAGUAAUGCGAUCUGCAUACAGUCUUGUAUUUCUCAGUGUACUGUAUGUGUAAAGUUGGUGUUUAAUCUGUAAGCUAGUUUGCUAAUUAAUGAUGGUAUGUAAAAAGCAUUAAUGUAAAUCUCAGAUUUUACAUUUGAAUUUUGUUCAACAAAACAACUAGUGAACAACUACAGAGAAAUCUGGAAGAAAAAUCCUUUACAAGGCAAUUAAAAGGUAUGUGGGCUGUUGAAAGGUGCAGAAUAUACUAUUUUCAUUUUAUAUUGCACACCUGUAUAUCUAAAAUCAAAGAUUACUUUGCCUUAUGUGUACCUGAGAAACAUUCUCUCCCAUUGUAAAUCAGAGAUGAUUGUUGUAUAUAAAAAAUUAUGUUUAGGUCUUUUGUAUGUAUUGUAAAGUUGUGAAAUUUUUCUUUUUCAAUAUGUGCAUUAAAAUAUGUACAGAAACAUUUAGGACUGUGUUACACAAUUGAAUAGUGCUUGAAAUGCACACUUAGUUUUCCAAGGAAUGCAAUACAUUUUCAAUAUUAA